This is a messenger RNA of Neofelis nebulosa (Clouded leopard), 2342 nucleotides long. Its product is annotated as carcinoembryonic antigen-related cell adhesion molecule 6-like. The record is from RefSeq and is a predicted model, not a curated record. Gene Ontology annotation, molecular function: protein tyrosine kinase binding. The transcript has 9 exons. Lineage: Eukaryota; Metazoa; Chordata; Mammalia; Carnivora; Felidae. Gene Ontology annotation, biological process: signal transduction; regulation of immune system process. Gene Ontology annotation, cellular component: plasma membrane; cell surface. Bases 98 to 1693 code for a protein of 531 amino acids.
AGGACCACAGAACCAACUUGUGACAGCGGUGCUCCUGAGCAUUUCUGGAGCCGAAGCUCUCCUCACAGAGGGAAGGACAGAGCAGGCAGCAGGCGGCAUGGAGCCCCCCUCGGCCCUUCCCCGAGGAGGGCGUGUUCCCUGGCAGGAGCUCCUGCUGGCAGUCUCACUCCUAACCUUCUGGAACCCUCCCACCACUGCCCAAGUCACUGUUGAAUUGGUGCCACCCAAUGCUGCCGAAGGGAAGGACGUUCUUCUGCGUGUCCACAAUCUGCCUGCCAAUCUUCUAGGCUUUGGCUGGUUCAAAGGGACAACUAUAGAUCCCCAUAGAGAAAUUGUAUCAUAUGCAGCAGACUCACAAGAAAUUACCCCAGGACUUGCACACAGCGGCAGAGAGACGUUAUAUCACAACGGAUCCCUGCUGUUCCAGAACAUCAGCCUGGAGGACACAGGAUACUACACCCUACAAAUCAUAAAGAGGAAUGUUCAUGUUGAAAGAGUAAUUGGACAGCUCCGUGUAUAUCCGGAGUUACCCAAACCCAACAUCAUAAGCAACAACCCGGACCCCGUGGAGAACGUGGAUUCUGUAGUAUUAACGUGUGAACCUCAGACUCAGAACACAAGCUACCUGUGGUCAGUAAACAGUAAGAGCCUCCCGGACAGCGCCAGGCUGGAGCUGUCCCUGAACAACAGGACUCUCACUUUACAUGGUGUCACAAGGAAUGACACAGGACCUUAUGAGUGUGAAACCUGGAACCCAGUCAGUGCCGGUCAUAGUGACCCAUUCACCCUGAAUGUUCUCUAUGGCCCGGAUGCCCCCACCAUUUCUCCCUCAGACUCCUAUUACCGUCCAGGGGCAAACCUCAGUCUCUCCUGCCACUCAGCCUCUAACCCGCCUGCACAGUAUUCUUGGCUUAUCAAUGGGAGCCCCCAGCCAUCCUCACAGGAGCUCUUUAUCCCUAACAUCACUGUGAAUGAUAGUGGAUCCUAUACCUGCCUCGUCUAUAACCCUGGCACUCGCCUCAGUAAGACCACAGUCAAGACUAUCACAGUCUCUGAGCCAGUGUCCCAGCCCUCCAUCAACAUCAGCAACACCACAGCCACAGAACAUAAGGACUCUGUGGUCCUGACCUGCUCCACAAAUAACAAAAAGGUCUCCAUCCGGUGGUUCUUCAAUGGCCGGAGUGUAAACCUCACAAAGAGGAUGAAGCUGUCCCAGGACAACAGGGCCCUCACCAUAAGCCCUGUCAGGGUGGAGGAUGCUGGGAAUUAUCAGUGUGAAGUCUCCAACCCAGUCAGUUCCAGCAAAAGUGACCCCGUCAGGCUGGCUGUGAGCUGGCCAGUGGCCAACGUAAUCACAGAGAGAUGGGGCACCCAGCCUGCACCUCUGGUCAUGGUCCAGUCAGCAGCUCCACAUCCCCGAACGCCCUACCCAGCCCGGGGACAGCCAUUCCCAUCUACCAGGAGUUACAACACCCUGACAGGAACAUUUACUGCCAGAUCAACCACAAAGGACAAGUGUCUUCUUAGUUUCCCCUUCCCCUGGGAGCUACUCCUUCCAGGGGCCUUCCUGAGACCCCAGACCCUGGGUGGGGUCAGGUGCCGCCGCCUGAGCCAGAGAACCAGCUCUGAGCCCAGAGGAUAUUCAGGGACAUGGACCCAGGGUCCGGGCCUUCCUGAUUUCUGGAAGCCCUGACAGGCUGCCACAAACCCCGGAUGGGCCAGGACAAAGGCCCCCAUGUCCCAGGAAGUGGGGUUUCCCAGGGAAAGUGUCCUGGGCCCUGACCCACCAGGGACAACAUGAGGGGAUCUGAUUAAACAGGACUCUUCCCCCUCCUUGGCCCUUUUUUGGUGAAUGGUGAUUUCUCUGAGCAGACAUUCACCUGAACCUCUGGGGCCCUUCUCUCCUGGGUCACACAGGGAAAUGUUCCCUCUGAGUUCACCAAGCCCCCACCUUAGUCCCCUGAGAUAGAGGAGGGGCGAGGGGUGUUGACAUGCUGGGACCACGUUAACUAGAAAAGGAGAGAUCACCAGAGCUGUGGCCAAACUAUGACAGCACUCAGCGGUCCUCACCCUGCUCAGGGACCAAGGCUGGAGACACCUCCAGUGUUUGCAAAUGUGCACGGGGUUCUCAGGAGCACAGAACAUGGGGCCUCUGAUGACCUCAGGAGGAUGAGCUUGGAAGGAGCAGCUAUAGUCAGGCACACAUCCCAGGUGGGACCCCUUCAUAGCCUUUUGGUGUCCUGAGCCCUUUGGUCCUCCUCACCCAUCCCCAGUGGCCCUGACUGGUGUCCUUCACCAAUAAACUUGCCCUGUCCCCAAAUCCAGGAUCCAGGGCACUGAGA